Messenger RNA from Colletes gigas, 2198 nucleotides. It is a transcript of the gene tum, whose product is annotated as rac GTPase-activating protein 1. Lineage: Eukaryota; Metazoa; Arthropoda; Insecta; Hymenoptera; Colletidae. The coding region runs from base 244 to 2163 and encodes 639 amino acids. The transcript is spliced from 10 exons. The record is from RefSeq and is a predicted model, not a curated record. Gene Ontology annotation, biological process: signal transduction.
UAUUGCGAGCGUUUUUCGGGAAUUAAUUUGGAGUGAAUAUUUUUGGAAAUCUGUAACAGAAAUGUAUUACGUCCGUCGCGUUGUCGAGCUUAGAUGUAAAACUUCAACGAAUUGUUAUUUGUAACGGUGUAAUCGUCGCAAGAGCGAAGUAAUCUACGGAUAAUUAUCGCAGUGCUCUUACAUGAUCUGUAUUCAUGAUAAAAUAUUGUAAUUUCGUUUAAACAAAUCUAUAUCGAUUUAAAAAUGACCACAUCAUUGUCGAUGUUAGCAAGCCACGAUGAAAUCGUGCGAUGCACAGACGUGCUGAUAAAUGGAGCCUGUGAAGAAGAAUUUUUGCAUUUUGCUAUCAAUCAAGAGGAAAUGAGGCAAAAAUGGCUGGCAUCGAUACAAGAAUGCCAGAGGCUUCACUCUGCCUUAGACAAAGCUCAUCAAGAAGCAGCAGAUUUAGAUAGAAAAUUGAGUCAUGCCAGGAGACUUUUAGAUGAGGAAAAGCGAAAAAGAAGAACAGUGGAAGAACAGAGAAACUCAUUGGAGAGACAAAUUGCUAUGGCUAGAGAUCUUUUAUUUAAUGAUGGUGGUAGGAACUUGAAUGAUGAAACACGAGAAAAACUACAGUUCUUAAAUAAUACCACAUUGAACGGACGUCAUAGUAACAUGCACAUUAAAGAUAUACAUCAAAAUGACAAAUUAAAUACUAUAGCGGAGCUGGACUCCACUGGCUCUAUAUUAAGCGACUUGAGUUGCUUUUCAAAGUCAGAGGAUGACUUAGAUACCAGUGUAAUUAUUCAACAAAAUCAAAAGAAACGAGAAUGGAAAGAACACAGACCCAGUGGUGAAUACUCCACAAAAAAACGUCGUAGCACGUUACAGAAGGUUGCAGAAUUAAAUUCAUCUGAUAGAAUAGUAGCUACAACUACUGUAGUAAUGCCUAAAGAAGGUGCUAUUACUGCGUCUUCCGUAAUUGAAGCUAUACCCGGAGACGAGAAUGUAGAUCCACUGGGUCCAUUGCAUACUUCGUACAAAAGACACAAAAGCGGCGAUCGUAAUAAAACAAAGUUAUCGUCCGCUGACGCGAAACAAACGCAAAUUGAUACUGCUCCUUCCGCGCCAAGAAUGGAAAUUCUUACAUCAGGGUCAGAUUCUGAGGGUGUUUUCAAACCUAGUCCGAAUAUAGGUGGAUAUACUUUAAAUACAAAAUCCACUAGAGGUCAUAGUUUUAUAGCAAAGACAGUGAUUAAACCAGAAGUUUGUACACCCUGUGAUAAGAGAAUUCGUUUUGGAAAAGUAGCUCUAAAAUGUCGAGACUGUAGAGCUACAGCUCAUACGGAAUGUAAAGACUUAGUACCGUUACCAUGCGUGCCUACUGGAAAUACGCCUACCCUGCGCGGCACAUCGGGAACCAUAGCAGACUAUACACCUAUGAUUCCACCAAUGGUACCAUCAUUGGUUGUUCAUUGUAUCAAUGAAGUGGAAUUAAGAGGAAUGGGCGAACAAGGAUUAUACAGAGUGAAUGGUGGUUUGACAGAGGUGAAAUGUCUAAAAGAAAAGUUUCUAAAAGGCAAAGGAGCUCCUAAUCUUUCCGAUGUCGAUAUAGCUACCAUAUGCUCUACUCUUAAAGAUUUUCUCAGGUCAUUACGGGAGCCGUUAAUUACCGUAGGAUUAUGGGCCGACUUUGUUCGUGCCACUACUAUUACUGACAAACAAGAUGCCGACGCUGCUUUGUACCAAGCAAUUUCAGAGCUACCUCAACCUAACAGAGAUACGCUUGCUUUUCUAAUAUUACACUUACAAAGAGUUUCGAGUAGUCCGGAAUGUAAAAUGCCUAUAAGUAAUCUGGCUAAAGUCUUUGGGCCAACAUUGGUGGGUUACAGUUGUCAAGAACCAUCACCAACGUCUUUGCUUUCGGAGACGAAAAAUCAAGUCGCAAUAGUAGAAAAUUUAUUAAAAAUUCCGUCGGAUUACUGGGCAAAUUUUGUCAAUCCCGAAAACUUAAACAGCAUUGGCACCCAUAAAACAGAACUAAGACAUACACCAUCCACGGAAUCUUUGCUUAAACGUAGCACUUCCCGUGGUUUCUUUAAUACUCCACUUGCUUCUAGUCGAACGUUUAUGAGGAGGAAUAAAAAAUAUUUUGCUACGCCUCCCUCUAGAGCGGGUUUCUAAGAAAAUUAGGUAUGUACUUAUUAUUCACAUUGAGG